Vicia villosa (hairy vetch) is the source of this 2566-nucleotide messenger RNA. RefSeq lists its product as uncharacterized. The record is from RefSeq and is a predicted model, not a curated record. Bases 254 to 2296 code for a protein of 680 amino acids. The transcript is spliced from 4 exons. Gene Ontology annotation, molecular function: DNA binding; protein dimerization activity. Lineage: Eukaryota; Viridiplantae; Streptophyta; Magnoliopsida; Fabales; Fabaceae.
CAAAAUGAUAAAAUUUAAAAUAAAAUAAAAAACAAAAACGAGAAAAUACAAGAGAAGAUAAAAGGAGGAGAAAAAAAACGAAAGAUAAGAACGAAAACACAACGAAACAGCACAAAAACCCUAGUUCGAAAAUAUCGCGAUAAAUUGCAAAAUCCAUCGAAAUCUGCGAUCUCCGCUUAUCUCUCCGCCGGGAAAGACCAAAUCUCUCCUCUGUUAUUAAUACUAUUCCACGGAAAAUACUUUCUGAACCCUAAUGGUCCGAGAAAAAGAUGUAUGUUGGGAAUAUGCAGAGAAACUAGAUGGGAACAAAGUGAAAUGUAAAUUUUGCCAAAGAGUUUUAAAUGGUGGCAUUAGCAGAUUGAAGCAUCAUUUAUCGCGAUUUCCAAGCAAAGGAGUCAAUCCUUGCAGUAAGGUCCGAGACGACGUUACUGAUCGAGUAAGAAACAUAAUUGCGUCGAAGGAAGAGGUUAAAGAAACCUCUAGUGUGAAGAAGCUAAAAGCACCGGAAGUUAAAUCUCCCGGUACUCUUUCUGCAACCAAAGCUCUUAUAUCUUUGGACACAACAUUAUCUCCUAUUGGGAAGAUGUUCCCUUUAAGCAAUCCUAUGACGCCUUCUUCGACAAAUAAUCAAGAGAUUGCGGAAAGGAGUAUCGCUCUAUUCUUUUUCGAGAAUAAGAUAGAUUUCAGUGUUGCGCGAUCUUCGUCCUAUCAGUUGAUGAUUGACGCCGUUGCAAAAUGUGGCUCUGGGAUUAUAGGUCCGUCAGCUGAGGUUUUGAAAACAACGUGGUUGGAGAGGAUUAAAACAGAAGUCGGUUUACAGUCGAAAGAUGUUGAGAAAGAGUGGGCUACUACGGGUUGUACCAUUAUUGCAGACACAUGGACUGAUUAUAAAUCAAAGGCCAUUAUUAAUUUCUUAGUCUCGUCACCGUCCAGGAUUUUUUUCCACAAAUCAGUGGACGCGUCUCCGUAUUUCAAGAACACGAAAUGGCUCGCUGAUCUUUUUGAUUCUGUGAUUCAGGAGUUUGGUCCGGAGAAUGUUGUGCAAAUUAUUAUGGAUAGCAGCUUUAACUACACUGGGAUUGGUAAUCAUAUAGUGCAGAACUACGGGACAAUAUUUGUAUCUCCUUGUGCCUCGCAAUGUUUGAAUCUAAUAUUGGAGGAUUUCACCAAGGUUGAUUGGAUUAGUAGGUGUAUUUUACAAGCACAAACCAUAUCAAAGUUGAUUUACAAUAAUGCUUCAUUGCUUGAUCUUAUGAAGAAGUAUAACGGAGGUCAGGAACUUAUCAGGACCGGGGCGACAAAAUCUGUAUCCACCUUCCUGUCUUUGCAGUCAAUGUUGAAGCUAAGAACACGGUUGAAGCAUAUGUUUCACAGCCCCGAAUAUGCGUCGAACACUUCCUAUGUAAACAAACCCCAGAGUCUUUCCUGUAUUGCAAUUGCUGAAGAUGGUGAUUUCUGGAGGACGGUGGAAGAAUGUGUGGCCAUCUCCGAGCCAUUUCUGAAGGUAUUAAGAGAAGUAUCCGAAGGGAAACCAACGGUAGGUUCGAUAUAUGAACUAAUGACUAGGGCUAAAGAAUCUAUCAGAACAUACUACAUAAUGGAUGAGAAUAAAUGCAAGACAUUCUUAGAUAUAGUUGAUAAAAAAUGGAGGGAACAGCUUCAUUCCCCUCUACAUGCAGCCGCGGCUUUUUUAAACCCCAGUAUCCAGUACAAUCCUGAAAUCAAAUUUCUCUCGUCUAUAAAAGAAGACUUCUAUAAUGUUCUCGAGAAGUUGCUUCCUGUACCAGAUAUGAGGCGCGACAUGACCAAUCAAAUCUAUACGUUUACAAAGGCACACGGAAUGUUCGGUUGUAGCCUAGCAAAGGAAGCAAGAAACACAGUUGCACCAUGGCUUUGGUGGGAACAGUAUGGUGAUUCUGCUCCGGGGCUGCAACGAGUUGCCAUUAGAAUAUUAAGUCAAGUUUGUAGCACUUUCUCACUUCAGAGGCAGUGGAGUACCUUCCGGCAAAUUCACUCGGAGAAAAAGAAUAAGAUUGAUCGAGAAACGCUGAACGACCUUGUUUAUAUAAACUACAAUCUCAAGUUGAAUAGGCAAAUGAAUGCAAAGUCUUUAGAAGUUGAUAUGCUUCAAUUUGAUGAUAUUGACAUGAGUUCUGAGUGGGUGGAGGAAAAUGAAACUGCAAGUCCAACUCAGUGGCUAGAUCGUUUUGGGACAGCCUUGGAUGGCAAUGAUUUGAAUACGAGACAGUUUGGUAGUUCUAUAUUUGGUGCAAAUGACCCAAUAUUUGGAUUGUAAUAUUGUAUUUGUAUCCCUUCAUUUGUACUCAUGUAUCAUAGCAAGUGUUGUUUAGUAGUUCUAGAUAGCGGGACCAUGCGAUUAGUCGACCUUGAACAAUUAAUGUAGUAUUGGAAUACAAAAAUUCAACACUUUAUACUAGGUUUGUAAACUACAAUUGGCUUUUAACAACUAAAGAAAGAUGCAUCUAAAGAUUCGCAUGCUACAUGCUAAUCUAAUCUAGAUUGAACAUUAAAUAAAGAGUAGGUGAUUGACCCCGUCAAUGCAUAG